AGUCAUCUCUUGAUCUGGACGAGCCGAGGAAGGAGAUCCAUGCCUUCACAUCGCUUGUCGAUGAACAUUUGCCGUUCUGGUUCCGUCUCUCGGACAAUCCUAAUGAGCAUAAAUUAGAGAAAGAGAGUGUGAGGAAGCAGUUGAUCCAUCAUCAUCCCAUAAACCGCAAAACGUCACGCAUAUCCCCUCGUAUUCAUCAACACCAAGACAUCCGCCAUGCUCUCUUCUAUUCCCUCUCUCUUCUUCUUCUUCUUCCUCUGCUUCGCGGAUGGCACCGCCCACCAUGCCGCCCCGACCCAGGACCCUUGCGACCCCACAAGCUGCCCCGGCCGGGGGCCGCAGGUUCAGUUCCCGUUCAGGCUCGCACCCUUCCAACCUGCCAACUGCAGCUUUCAUCCGGGGUUCGACCUUUCCUGUGACGAGCAUGGAAACACUCAGCUCUGGCUCCCAAACACCCCAGAGCCGCUCUUCGUCCAGUCCAUCGACUACGCCAACCGGUCCGUCCUCGUGCAGGACCCCAAGGGGUGCCUCCCCUUGCUGCUCGCGAACCUCAACCUCUCUCGCUUCUCCUACCAAAGGCUUUACAACAACGACCCAUAUGGAUACCAAUACGGGUACAAUAACUAUACCCUGUUCAAGUGCCCGCCUCCCGAGAGGACCAGCAUGACCCGGGUGGUUUGCCUGAGCAUUCCCGGGUCGUACGAAGUCUACGCCGUCAGGUCCAGCUCCUACGUCGGAGACUCGCCGCUGGUGUCUUGCGAGAGGAGCGGGAGCAUUGACGCACUUCCGACAGCGAUCGCGAUCAUGAUGGUCGAGGUUCGUUUGGCCUGGGACAAGCCCGACUGCCAGAAGUGCACGGAGGUAAAUUGGUGGUGUCGACCGAACGGGAGCGACAUCAGAUGCACUGAGCCUCCUAGAAAACACUACGAAAAAUUAAGGGCAGAGAUCACCGGAGGAGUCGUGGGCUCGUUUUUCCUUCUUGCUGUUGUGAUUGGAGUCGGCUAUGUCCUCAACGAAAGAAGAAGAGAUAAAGCAUUCCAACUCAAGAUCGAGAGCUUCUUGCAUGACUAUGAGGCCCUCAAGCCGACCCGUUACUCCUACAACGACAUCAAGAGGAUAACCAAUGACUUCGAGGAGAAACUUGGCCAGGGGGCUUACGGAACUGUCUACAAAGGAAAGCUUUCCAACGAGAUUUUCGUCGCCGUGAAGAUGCUGGACAAUUCGUUCGGAAAAGGUGAGGAGUUCAUCAACGAAGUAGGCACGAUGGGAAGGAUUCACCACGUCAACGUGGUUCGGAUGGUCGGUUUCUGUGCUGACGGUUUCCGAAGAGCCUUGGUGUACGAGUUCCUGCCGAACGAGUCUCUGGAGAAGUUCAUAUUUCCAGGCGAAGACGCUCUCGACGCUUCCCUUAGUUGGGAGAGGCUCCAUGACAUCGCUCUCGGAGUGGCCAAAGGCAUAGAGUAUCUUCACCAGGGGUGCGAUCAUAGGAUCCUCCAUUUCGACAUCAAGCCGCACAACAUCUUGUUGGAUGACAACUUCAAUCCUAAGAUUGCGGAUUUCGGUCUGGCAAAGUUAUGUUCCAAGGAAAAAAGCGCGGUGUCCAUGACUGCGGCCAGAGGUACCAUGGGCUACAUCGCCCCGGAAGUCUUCUCCAGGAACUUUGGAAGCGUGUCUUCUAAGUCGGACGUGUACAGCUUCGGAAUGCUGCUACUCGAAAUGGUUGGGGGGAGGAAAAACGUCGAUGUGAACGCGAAGAACAUGAGCCAGAUGUACUUCCCGCAGUGGGUCUAUAACCAUCUGAAUAAGGGUGAAGAGCUUGAAAUACGAAUCCGAGAGGACGGUGACCAUAAGAUUGCCAGGAAACUGGCAAUCGUAGGGCUCUGGUGCAUUCACUGGUACCCGGCCGAUCGGCCUCCCAUGAAAGUGGUGGUUCAGAUGCUGGAGGGAGAAGAGUGCCCCGUCAUGCCGAAAAAUCCUUUCGUUUCCUCCGGUUCAGGGGAUGCUGCGACCAUGCAGGGAAGACUAUGGAACACGGAUCUAGAAGUUAUCGCAGAAUAAGUUUGAGUGCUCUUUCGCAGUAUGUCAUCUCCCUUUGACUGAAAUGGAUGUCAAAAAGUGAGAAAAGUAAGUAGAUCUGUGAUCGAGAAGCCAUCAGCUAAAUUUAGGAACUCUCUCUACCGCGAAAUAGUCUGUCAGCAUUUGAUGCGCACCUACUACUUACCUUUCGUAUCAGAUGCAAUAUGUAUAGAGGAAUUCCUUUCCUCUUAUAUUUCGAACUAGGUUAGUUAUUAUGUAAUACUAGAAUCUAUCUACUUAUUGGAAGUUUGUAAUAUAUUAAGUAUUCUGGAUUUAAUCACCCAUCGCAAAUGCAG
Messenger RNA from Syzygium oleosum, 2372 nucleotides. RefSeq names its product rust resistance kinase Lr10-like. The record is from RefSeq and is a predicted model, not a curated record. Gene Ontology annotation, biological process: protein phosphorylation. The transcript is spliced from 2 exons. Bases 217 to 2058 code for a protein of 613 amino acids. Gene Ontology annotation, molecular function: protein kinase activity; ATP binding; polysaccharide binding. Lineage: Eukaryota; Viridiplantae; Streptophyta; Magnoliopsida; Myrtales; Myrtaceae.